This is a messenger RNA of Klebsormidium nitens, 645 nucleotides long. NCBI's taxonomy places the organism in Eukaryota, Viridiplantae, Streptophyta, Klebsormidiophyceae, Klebsormidiales, Klebsormidiaceae. The record is from the annotation of a GenBank genome assembly.
AUGCCCAGCACCCGACCCUCCGGUUGGGCCCCAGACAAUGCCAGCGCCGCCCUAGAGCCAGGGCCCUCGGCGGGUCCGUCGGCCCCGGUUGGCGCCUCGCCGGCCAGCGCGCAGCGGGGCCAGCAGGACGGCCAGGCAGCCUCGACCCGCCCCGGGGAGAUGCGGCACAUCCCCGGGAAAGCGGAGUACCGGCGCUGGGACUUCCUCAAAGGCGCAGGCCCCAGCGCGCCACCCCGCGUGCUGGUCCACCAUGCCAAAGACGUGGGCAAGUUCAAGGCAGGCUGGCACACAAAGAAGGCGGUCAAUGUGAUCAAACCAGACAAGAAGCGUGUAGAGCAAGAGGCGCAGAAGUCCCGCCGCAGUGAGGCCGCGCACGCGCAGCGCAGUGCCCGCCUGAGCGAGAUCAGCAAUCACCUGGGGUUCAACCCGAUCACGGGGGAGAUGCGCGACACGCGCCCCGUCAGGCCCCGCGAGGAGGGCAUCAAGUGCUUCCAGCGGCCGCAGACGCCGCCAGCCGUCGUGCACGCCAGGCACGUGGCCGCGGAGACCAAGUUUCAAGCGCGAGCGGAUCUCAUCCGGCGAGAAGGACUGGCGCCGCGGCCAGUGACCGUAGCGGACAACUUCAAGCCAGAGCACUAUCUGUAA